AUUCAAGAUUUUCCAUCGUUUCAGUUACACUCCAGUUCGAUAUUGCAGCAAAAUUUAAUGCCUCAAUUCUCUCAAUUUGGAAAAAUCUGGCUGUAAUUUUCCAGUAUAAAUGAAAACCAAGCACCAUCAAGCGUUCAAAUUCAAAUCAAUUAAUUCUCAAAAACUAAAUAUAUUAGAAUCUAUUAAAUUUUGUUGCUCCUUGAUUCUUGAAAAGUAGAAGAAGAAGGAAAUAGAUUCUUACGGCGUUUUGCGAAACAGGCCUUUGUUUUGAAGCUCUCAGUUCUUCUCUGAUCGUUUUCUCAUCAGAUUUGUGUUUUAAAUGCAUAAUGGAGUUCUUUUCGGAGUACACAAAAAUUGUAUACAGUCGAAUUCAAAAGAUAGAACCAGAGAAUGUUACGAAGAUCAUUGGAUGUCUGCUUCUUCAUGAUCACUGUGAUCAAGAAAUGGCUCGCUUGGCUAUGGGGCCUGACCAAUUUCUCCAUGAAGUUAUAUUCAUAGCCAAGACCGAGCUGCAACAAUUGUCGAUCAAAGCUUCGAACCCGAACCCGGGCGGUUUUGCUGCUCGUAGGCACUUUCCUUCUUGGGACCAACAUCUUAGUCCUAACAAACGUAGCCAUGAUUUCAUACCAUUAGGCUACCCUGAUGCUGCAGCUAUGUUUGAACUCCAAAACCAGGCUCAGUUCUUGAGUUUAGAGGACCAUAUCGACCCGCUUGGCUCCGCAAUCUCUGGCUUCCCGACCGAUGUUGGCUACCCCGACAGCAAUUCAAUGCUCAGCAACUUGAGUACUAGGAACAGCAGCCGCCAUUUCUUGACUGUUCCUGAGUUUCAGCCUAAGACAUGUCACUAUUAUAACAAAGGAUUUUGCAAGCAUGGAAAUAGUUGUAGGUACAUUCAUGGCAGCCUCAAUCCUGAGAGCUUUUCUCAGAUGUAUAACUCCAAUUCUGUCAAUGAUGAUCAAGUGUUUUUGGCCGGGUCGCUCAAGACCUUGGAGAUGGAAAUAGUCGAUCUUCUUAAGUCAAGAAGAGGCACUCCUAUUUCAAUUGCUUCCCUGCCUAUGAUUUACUAUGAAAAGUAUGGAAAAGUUCUUCAGGCAGAAGGAUACCUCACUGAGAGCCAGAGGCAUGGCAAAUCAGGCUAUAGCUUGACCAAACUCCUUGCUCGCUUGAAAAGCAGCAUUCGGCUAAUCGAUCGACCUCAUGGGCAACACGCAGUCAUUUUGGCUGAGGAUGCUCCAAAAUUCAUGGACAAUCGAAGCGACAAGAAUGACCCCGGACCGAUCGUUAGCGGGUCACGACAGAUAUAUCUGACAUUUCCAGCUGAGAGUACCUUUACUGAAGAUGAUGUUUCCGACUACUUCAGCUCCUUUGGAAUGGUUGAAGAUGUAAGGAUUCCCUGCCAACAAAAAAGGAUGUUUGGGUUCGUGACGUUCAGCAGUGCUGAUACUGUGAAAACAAUCCUGACAAAGGGCAACCCGCAUUAUAUUUGCGGAGCUCGUGUUCUUGUUAAACCUUACAGGGAAAAGUCGAAGCUUUUCGACAGGAAGUACCAAGAUAGAAUUGAGCAGCAAGUUUAUUAUUCUUCGCACUACGCAGACAUCGAUUCCGAGCUUCACUCGUCGAUUCCAAGAGGAUAUGAUGCGGCCAGAAUGCUGAGGAUGGAAGAACAAGAACAGCAAGCAAUCGCACUCGAACUCGAGAGGAGGCAUCUCUUGGGGCUCAGCUCGAUCCGAAAAUCCGUAAUCAAUCAGCCGUACUUUAGCUAUUUGAUGGACGAACUAAAAGUUCCAGAAGAUCAUUUCAAUUUCCCAACUACACAAAGGCUGAACUAUCUGAUGGAUGUCAUAAAAAUUGGCUCUACUAGUGAGGAUCAUAAUCGGCCCCGGAACAACACGGACUCGAAUCGCAGCGACGAUAGCAGCAGUCAAGGAUUAAAUCUACCAGACAGCCCAUUUGCAUCUCCAAUAGAGGAUGACAUAUCCACACUGAUAUAGGUUUAUCAAACAAAACCAGCAGCUCAGCUUACAAUACAGUAGAAGCAUUUUUAUAUAGUUGAAAAACAACUGAUUCAAAGGCAAUUUUUACCUCUACCAUUUGAUUGAUUCAUCACAUUCUCGGCCUCUUUUUCGCCCUGCCUCGACUCCCCGCCCGAGUAUAUACAUUGACGACAGCUUAAGAUCGAGAAAGAGUUCUCGAAUUUACGAGUUUGAAAGUAGUAAAGAGAUGGAUGUAAUAAUGCCUAGAAGUUACAUGUAAGAAGAUUCUAAGGUUUCUUAUUUUCUUAUUUUUUAUUUUUAUUUUUUUUACUUCAGUUGUUUACAGAAGAAGAGAGAUUUCUUUCUGGUUUUAGAUUAGGGAAUAUAGGGAGGGUCUUGUUUUUUCUUUCUUUGUUUUAGAUGGAAGAAGGAACCACAAUACAUGCAAUCUCUUUGAAAGAUUGUGAAAUGUUUUUUAGAAUCUUCAUGCAAAAAUAUGCCAUUUUGAGGCACAGAUGAUAUUAGAACURAUAAAAAAGGGAGGUUGUUUGGCA
Molecule: messenger RNA, 2527 nt
Organism: Momordica charantia (bitter melon)
Lineage: Eukaryota; Viridiplantae; Streptophyta; Magnoliopsida; Cucurbitales; Cucurbitaceae
Product: zinc finger CCCH domain-containing protein 18
Molecular function (GO): metal ion binding; RNA binding
Source: RefSeq, a predicted model, not a curated record